AUUCCUUCUACAGUAGGUGGCAGAAAAGCGCCUUGCGACAUUCAGUCUGCUUUAAAACCCUCAAAAGAAGAGAAAAACAGAGUUGAGCAGACAUCCGCAGAGAUAGAAGCGUUUUGAAAAAAUAUGGGCCGCUCCUCCAAAGACAAACGCGAUAUUUACUACAGAUUGGCUAAGGAGGAAGGCUGGAGGGCGAGAAGUGCCUUCAAACUGCUCCAGCUGGACGAAGAAUUCAAUCUCUUUAAAGGUGUAAGUCGUGCAGUGGACUUGUGUGCCGCUCCUGGCAGUUGGAGCCAGGUUCUGAGUCGCAAACUCCGAGGAAAGGAGUCAAGUGAAGAUGUGAAGAUUGUAGCUGUGGAUCUGCAGGCAAUGGCUCCUUUGCCAGGAGUCACUCAGAUUCAGGGUGACAUUACUAAGAUUUCCACCGCUCAAGAGAUUAUCAGGCAUUUUGAGGGACAGUCUGCAGACCUUGUGGUGUGUGAUGGAGCUCCUGAUGUUACGGGACUGCAUGAUGUCGAUGAGUACAUUCAAGCACAACUCUUAUUAGCAGCUCUUAAUAUCACAACCCAUGUUCUGAAGCCAGGGGGGAACUUUGUAGCAAAGAUAUUUCGAGGAAAGGAUGUGACUCUGCUUUACUCUCAGCUUAAAAUCUUCUUCACCUCAGUCACCUGUGCCAAACCACGGAGCAGUCGCAACUCCAGUAUAGAGGCAUUUGUAGUGUGCCAGAAUUACUCUCCACCUGAAGGAUAUGUCCCUAACAUGUCCAACCCGUUACUGGAUCACUCUUAUGAUGUGGAUUUUAACCAGCUAGAGGGGCCAAACAGGAUAAUAGUUCCAUUCCUGGCAUGUGGAGACUUAAGUGCUUUUGACUCAGACAGGACCUACCCACUUCAGCUCGAUUCUAAUAAGGAGUAUCAGUAUCUGCCACCCACCCAGCCUCCCAUACGGCCACCUUAUCAGCAAGCCUGUCAUCUACGCAAAAAUAACUUGCUGGCCACAGAAGAUUCUCCAUCUGUCUUGCUAGAUGAUUCUCUUUCUGCCAUGAAGCUUGACACAAAUAAGGAAAAUGACAGAACAUCAAGAAAUAGUUGAAAAUUCCAAAACAUCACACUUUUUGUUUGUUUUUAAACUUCAAUGUGGCCCAAUUUUAUUGAAAAGUUGCUUUUAAUUAAUAAACACAAACAGACUAA
Messenger RNA from Pygocentrus nattereri (red-bellied piranha), 1187 nucleotides. RefSeq names its product FtsJ RNA 2'-O-methyltransferase 1 (gene ftsj1). The coding region runs from base 124 to 1089 and encodes 321 amino acids. The record is from RefSeq and is a predicted model, not a curated record. Lineage: Eukaryota; Metazoa; Chordata; Actinopteri; Characiformes; Serrasalmidae. Gene Ontology annotation, cellular component: cytoplasm. Gene Ontology annotation, biological process: tRNA methylation; cytoplasmic translation. Gene Ontology annotation, molecular function: tRNA methyltransferase activity. The transcript is spliced from 11 exons.